Aspergillus versicolor CBS 583.65 is the source of this 2129-nucleotide messenger RNA. RefSeq lists its product as uncharacterized. The record is from RefSeq and is a predicted model, not a curated record. The transcript has a single exon. Bases 199 to 2091 code for a protein of 630 amino acids. NCBI's taxonomy places the organism in Eukaryota, Fungi, Ascomycota, Eurotiomycetes, Eurotiales, Aspergillaceae.
CUUUGCUCUCUUUGUUUGCUGUUUAAAUAAGACCAGCACUUCAUCCUCAAAGACUCAAUAGUCUGAUAUUCACAUACACAUAAUCUAUCCAAGUUCCGGAAGAUCAAUCACUACCUCACUCUAUCUAUAGUCCAUACAUAAUACAGAAAACAACACUGAUCUUCCCCGGUGGACAUCAGAACCAGUAUCAAUAACAAAAUGCCACCAUCAAGAGAAUCCUCGUCCUCCCCGGACUCCCUCCUCUCAGACGACAGCUACCUGUACACCCCCCAGGAACAACACAACCACCUCAUGUCCAGCAGCAACCCUCAACCCCCAACCCGAUCAAGCACCUCCACCCGCUCCAACACACCUCCAGACGCAAACCGCACUCCAACACCCCACCUCCUCGACCUCUCCGAAUUCGCCAUAAAACCACCUCCCAUCCUCGACGAGCUCGACAAAAUGGCCGAGUCCAUGGAGCCAGUCGAGAAGCUUGUCAGCGGGGCGGAGAGGGCCGUGGUUGUGGCUGAGAUGGUCAAUCUGCUGAUUGAGGUGGAGAAGGCGCUGGGCGAGGGAGAUUCGGAUCGGGCAGGGGAGAUUGCAACUCGGGGAUUGGAGGUGGCGGUUGAGUUGGAUGAUCUGGAGAAUAUUGAGCGUGCGAAGAGGUUGUUGGAUUUAGUUGGUGGUGCUGCAGAGAAGAGAAAGGAUAUGCGAGGUAUGGAAGAUGAUGAAGAUGAAUAUAAAGACGGUCAGACAGAGAGAGGAGGGAGGGAAGAGGAUAUGUCUUUUGAUGACGAUAAGAUCCGCGGAGCAAGCCCUAAUGCUGGGGCGGAGGUGCUGGGAGACUUUCUCGCUGAUGAGUUUGAGGAGGAGGGCGACUGGGGGUAUGAGUAUGGCAACGAGAACAAUGUGGUCGAGGCUGGGAGCGACUACGGCAGUCAAGCUCAGGAUGAAGCAAAUAAUGAGAACGACGGCGAUGAUACCGACGAUAUACACAGCAACGCAGACAAUCAGGACGACCAGGACGACCAGGACGACGAAGAUCAUUAUAACGGCUUUGACCCUCGCAACCGGCCCCAAACGCCCGUCCCACCGCGUUCAUACGACGACGACAUGGAAAUCCCUAGACCAAUCACAGCAACAAAGGAUCUGAUACAGAGGUACGACCCCUGGCAAGCCUACGCUGACUUCAAGCAAAAGGAACUCUUCUCGUCCUCCGAAGUCAACAGCAGCGAAGACAACCUAGACGAAAUCUACUGCGACUGUGACUGCCGCAACUGUCGUAAAUGCCACUACAACCAAGAAUCCUAUUUCUCCAGCGAAAGUGAAGCCGAGGACGAGGACGAAGACGAGGACGAGAACGCCAUAACAGCAACAAUAAUCCGCAAACGACGCAGGCGGGACCCCAUUGUCUCUACGAAUCUCAAUUACACCUACACCCGCAAACUCAUUCCCAAACGAAGCGUCAUCUCAUCCAAAUUCUCCUGGAAGGGGGCUAUACCCCAAUAUCCCAAGCCGUGGUACCGAACAGACGAAAACACCGAUCUGGACAACGACUUCAAUGCCUUAUUCUGGCAUCCACAUACCAAGACUUUACUAUUACAGGAGGAUAACCCAGAUUGGGACAUGAGCUGGCUACCAGUGGAAGAACCAGUCUCGCAGGAUAACAACGGAAAACCCAAAUCUUCCCCGCUGGAGGCAGGAACAAAAUACGAUGACGAAGGGAAAAACUACAUACCCUGGCGAACGGACUUUUGGUUCCACUUUGCCAUGCCGAUGCGAGAUAUGGCGUCGCGUGUGCGCAAGACGGAUAUCUUCCCCGAGCAGGCGUGGGAGUUUAUUCCCAAGAAGGAGGACUGGGAUAUGUUUGAGGAGGCGGUUCCGGAAGGGGAGAGGUUCUCGAUGCAGUUUCUGGAGUGGGAAAGGGAGAGGAUUCAGGGGUUGGUUAGGGAGAAGGGUGAGUUUCAGAAGGGGCAAUUUAAGCAAAGGCAAAAUCAAGAGCAGAGCUGGGUGUUUGUGCAGGUUGAUGAUUCUGCGAUGGAUUGGGCCAUGUGGGUUUUUGUAGUGGUGGUUGCAUUGAUACUGCUGGUUUUCUGCCUGGUUUUGUAAUGAUUUAUAUACAGAUAUAUUCUAUUGUAACAGUAGUG